Messenger RNA from Bombina bombina (fire-bellied toad), 3458 nucleotides. RefSeq lists its product as uncharacterized. The record is from RefSeq and is a predicted model, not a curated record. Gene Ontology annotation, cellular component: cytoplasm. The coding region runs from base 33 to 2954 and encodes 973 amino acids. Lineage: Eukaryota; Metazoa; Chordata; Amphibia; Anura; Bombinatoridae. Gene Ontology annotation, molecular function: protein binding. The transcript has 9 exons. Gene Ontology annotation, biological process: positive regulation of inflammatory response.
UCAUCUGUGAGUAACGGUAUAAAUGAACUACUAUGAUGUCUUCUUUAGCGAGUAAUCUCCUGAUACAUCUGGUUAUUAAUUUGGUGACACUGAAGACCAGUUAUGGCGAUAUCAGAUUGACUAGAGGGAUUGAAGAUGAAGAAGUGCUGCUUCCUUGCUUUACUACAUAUAAAAGUGAAUUUAAGUUAACGCAUCUUGUUGUAAACUGGCAACAAGAGAAUGAUGAGGUUGUCCACAGCUUUUAUUAUGGCAAAGAUCAACCACAGUAUCAGCAUGAGGUCUUUCUAGGAAGAACACAGUUAUUUCCUCAAGAAUUUCCAAAAGGAAACUUGUCCCUGUUGCUGAAAGCCUUACGGACAUCUGACUCUGGGAUGUAUGUGUGCUACGUGUUUUUAGAUGACGCAAAAGGAUUUCACACAGAAUGGGCACAACUUGAGGUUAAAGAAAAUUCAAAUAUUCUGAUCAGAUCAAAUGGUUUGAUAUACUUAAGUUUGUUAUCCGUACUGUUGGUGUUCCUGCCUUUUGUGUGGCUUUUUUAUCAUCAUAAGAGAAGGAAGCUCAACAGGAAAGCACCACAAGAGUUGGAGCCAUUACUUGGGAACUAUGAUCCUAAAGAUAUGAUUGAACAAUACAGAGAAUUUAUUCAGAAAGCAUCCAAGCCGUGCUGUAAAUCAGUAUCACAUGGACAAGAUGGUUCAGAUGACUGUUUACCCCGAACUCUCAUACUUCCGGAGUGGAGGAGCCAAUGCACUAACUCUAAAGACUCAUCGCUCAGUAAUAAAUCACAAGAUAAAAUAGAUGUUAUACCAUCAGAAUUACUAUUCACUAAGGGAAAUAUGAUGUUUACCGCCCGGAGGAUGCUGAUAGCAGGAGAAGCUGGAAUAGGAAAGAGCUGCUUCACUAAAGGGCUGCAGAAGAAAUGGGUUUUCAGAGACACAGAGCUGUUCUAUGAAUGUGUCAUUUAUUUUACUGCUGCUGAGUUAAAAUCCAUAAUAAACCCAAUAAGUGUCAAUGAGCUUCUGGGGAACAAGUGUAAGGAGCUGAAACCUGCUCUUCCACAGCUUCUACAGUCAGACAGACUUCUCAUUAUAUUGGAUGGUUUGGAUGAGAUGAAUCUGCUGGGGAAACCAAAUCACAAAGUGAAACACAUUGACCAUGAUACUGCAUUUGAUAUAGAGAGUCUGAUUAUAAACAUUUUAUUCAAAGAUCUUCUUCCUAACACUGAUGUUCUGGUGACCUCUGUUGUCAGUAGCUUGGACUCUAUCAGUAUGUAUUUUGAUGAGAUAUUUAUAAUGCAAGAGUUUUCUGAAGAGCAGGUCAAACAAUACUGCAACAAGUUCUGUUCAGGUGAUGAGAUCUCUCAGUCUGUUUUUACCUUUAUAAAAGAGCAUAACUUGUCCAGUUUGGCCUCAAUUCCCCUUCUGAGCUCUGCAUUAUGUGAACUAUUCAAGUAUAAAAUGUUACCUGAAUACAAAGAAAAGAUAUUUACUCCCAGCAGGAUGAUGAUGAGUUUGUUGAAAUGUUGCUUAAACAAUAUUAUGUCUGAAAUAAACUCAGAAGAGGACACAAGAUGUUGCAUUAAGGGAGAUACAAAUACACCCCUUUCAGCAAACAUUAAAAGAUGUAUUUAUAACCUGGCCAAACUUUCCUAUGAGAAUCUCAUAGAUGAUGGCAAAUAUAUAAACAAGUCAGAUCUUGGAGAAGGCUGUGCACAUACACAAUUACUAACUGAUAAUUUAUGUAAGUUCUUCUUUAAACCGCCCACCAGUAAGGAGGUGUUGGAGUAUCGUCACGCAAGUUUCAGAGACAUGUUUGCUGCUCUAUACUGUGUGUGGGAACUACAAGAUCCUAAAGAUAUUAUGGAAAGUCUUAUUUCUUGGUUUAAUGGCAGAAUCCCAGCACAACCAGCUCACAGAUUUAUCACAGUGAAAAUGCCUCAAAUAAACAAUGAAACAUUACAGAAAUUUCUGAGAUUUUUUUUUGGCCUCCUGGGAUUCAGAGACAUUGAUAAUCUGCAAGAGAUGGACGUAAGCCCUGACUUACUCAAGAUGAUCAUUUUGUUUAGAUCAAAUCUGCCUCAAUAUACAUUAAACUUUUGUCAUUAUCUUUAUGAAAUUCAUAAUAAUUCCCUUAUAGAAGACUUGCCAGGACGGUCAUUAUCUUUAUUAUGCAAAUCACUUAAUUCCUUAGACAUACAAGCACUGCAGUACAGCUCACGCGUUUUACAACUGGAUACGUUUGAUUUAUCUCUAUGUGAAUUAGGAGAUGAGAAGUUACAGCAACUAGAAAGCACAAUUAUAAACUCUAGAGAUGUCCGGUUGAUUUCAAAUAAAUUAACUUGGAAGUCUGGAAGAACUGUGAGAAAUGCUCUAGAGGAUCAAACAUGUAAAAUAAAAUGUGCUGACCUUUUUAGCAACAAUCUGGGAUCAUCUGGAGCUCAGGAAAUCUGGAAAGCUCUUGAGAAGAAUAAAAGCCUUGAGACCCUUAACCUGAGUCUCAAUGAGAUAAACGAUGAAGGAACUGAAGGGAUGGUUCAGAGUCUGAGCAGGAACACAACGCUGAAGAGAUUAUUGUUGUGCAUGAACAGAUUUUCUGAAAAAGGAACGAAAGCCAUUGAAGAAUUAGGACGUAUUCGGAAGGACUUGAAGGUGAUUUUAAAUAUUACAGAAGACCUGGAAUGUUAUAACCAUGUGCUGCAGACGGCUAAAGGAUUAACCAAUGGUGGAUGGAAGCUUUAUAACACCACAUGGAUCCUUAACUUAUUAAGCAAAUUACAAGAAAACCUAAAUGAGAAUGAGAAGAUGCCCCUUAUGAAAAAAAUUAUUUCUUUAAAGACAGAAAUUUCUAAAGCAGAGAAGCCGGAUGUAUGUUCUGAGCUUAGUGUAACAGGAUGUUCUACAGAAGUUCCCUCUUUUGCCACCAGGGAUUUGUACUUCAGUCACAUAAUGACCUAGUGUCACUAGUGGAACACAAUCUUUUCAUAUAACUUUAAAUAAUAUGUAUAUUGUUAGGCGUUAUCUUAUAGCCGGGGGUAUCACUUGACACUUAGCAGUAUUCUACACCUUCACCUGGAACUAAAUGUGUUACUUGACGAGAUAUUUCGGGAACAACAAUCAGACAGACAGCAAGUAAAGUCUAAUCACUGUUCUGUUUAUUAUAAGGCGUACAAUACUUUUAUAGAAAAUGGUUACAGUAUAUGGGGUUAAACAAUGACGUAUCAUAGUCAGACCAUGUUACACAUAAUAAUUUAGAACAAAUAAGCAUAGUAAAAAUAAUAUGAAUAAGGAGGAAUAAGGAGUUUACUGUGAAACUAACAGUUUUAGAUAACCAUGUAUCUGGGCGCAUCGCCAAGGACAUAGCAAGGCCAUUCUUGAGACACAAUUGUUGCAUAUAAAACUAAAAUCUAAUGUCAGCAUAUGAUCUCACAGCAUAAUAAAACACAUUAUGAAGAAAUAUAA